GCAGACGCGCGGCGGCGGCCCCCGGCCCCCCGCAGCCGCGGCCGGCGGGGAGGCGGCGCCCGGCGGGGCCGCCCCAUGGUCUUGCGGGGGCCGUGGGGGAGCCGCGGGGGCCCCGGCGCGGCGCUCGCCCUCCUGCGCGCCAUCCGCACUAGGAUGUUGCGGCAGGUCUUGCACAGGGGGCUGGGGACGUCCUUCUCCCGGCUCGGCCACUUCGUCGCCAGCCACCCGGUGUUCUUCGCUUCGGCGCCCGUGCUCAUCUCCAUCCUGCUGGGCGCCAGCUUCAGCCGCUACCAGGUGGAGGAGAGCGUGGAGCACCUCCUGGCCCCCACCCACAGCCUGGCCAAGAUCGAGCGGAACCUGGUGGACAGCCUCUUCCCGGUGAACCGCUCCAAGCACCGGCUCUACUCCGACCUGCAGACGCCGGGGCGCUACGGCCGGGUGAUCAUCACCUCCUUCCGCAAGGCCAACAUGCUGGACCAGCACCACACCGAUCUCAUCCUCAAGUUGCACUCUGCUGUGACCAGGAUCCAAGUGCAAAGACCUGGUUUCAAUUACACGUUUGCCCAUAUAUGUAUCCUGAACAAUGACAAGACAUGCAUAGUGGACGACAUAGUGCAUGUGCUGGAGGAAUUAAAGGCUGCUCGUUCUUCUAAUCGAACUAAUUUUGCAAUCACUUAUCCGAUUACUCACUUAAAGGAUGGCAGGGAAGUGUAUAACGGGCAUCAGCUUGGUGGGGUUACUGUGCACAGCAAAGACCGGGUGAAGUCUGCAGAAGCCAUUCAGCUCACCUACUACUUGCAGGCAAUCAACUCCUUGAAUGACAUGGUGGCAGAAAAGUGGGAAUCCAUUUUUUGUGACACUGUUGAACUUUUCCAGAAAUCCAACAGGAAAGUCAAAAUGUAUCCUUUCACUUCUUCUUCGCUGAAGGAGGAUUUCCAGAAGACGAGCAGGGUGUCAGAACGCUACCUGAUCACAAGCUUGGUCCUUGUGGUCACCUUGGCCAUUCUCUGCUGCUCCAUGCAGGAUUGUGUCCGCAGCAAACCCUGGCUUGGCCUGCUGGGAUUGCUGACCGUGACCCUUGCCACCCUGACUGCAGCCGGGAUCAUCAAUCUCACUGGUGGGAAAUACAAUUCCACCUUCCUGGGGAUCCCCUUCGUCAUGUUAGGUCAUGGGUUAUAUGGGACUUUUGAAAUGUUGUCCUCCUGGAGAAAAACUAGAGAAGACCAACAUGUUAAAGAGAGGACUGCAGCCGUAUUUGCAGACUCCAUGCUCUCGUUUUCCCUCACCACUGCCAUGUACCUGGUCACUUUUGGAAUAGGUGCCAGUCCCUUCACUAACAUUGAAGCAGCCAGGAUUUUCUGCUGCAAUUCCUGUAUUGCAAUUUUCUUCAACUACCUCUAUGUACUCUCCUUUUAUGGUUCCAGCCUGGUGUUUACUGGCUACAUAGAAAACAACUACCAGCAUAGUAUCUUCUGUAGAAAGGUACCAAAGCCAGAGGUAUUGCAAGAGAAGCCUGCAUGGUAUAGGUUUCUUCUGACAGCCAGAUUCAGCGAGGACACAACGGAUUCAGAGGAAACGAACACUUACGAGAGUCAUCUUUUGGUGUGGUUCCUUAAACGCUAUUAUUGUGACUGGAUAACAAACACUUACGUCAAGCCUUUUGUAGUUCUCUUUUACCUUGUUUAUAUUUCCUUUGCCUUAAUGGGCUACCUGCAGGUCAGUGAAGGGUCAGACCUGAGCAACAUCGUAGCGACCGCCACACGGACCAUUGAGUAUACAACUGCCCAGCAGAAGUAUUUCAGUAACUACAGCCCGGUGAUUGGGUUCUACAUCUACGAGUCAAUAGAGUACUGGAACACCAGUGUCCAGGAGGAUGUGCUGGAGUACACCAAGGGCUUUGUGAGGAUAUCUUGGUUUGAGAGCUACUUAAAUUACCUUAGGAAACUCAACAUAUCUACUGGAUUGCCCAAGAAAAAUUUCACUGAUAUGUUGAGGAACUCCUUCUUGAAAGCCCCUCAGUUUGCCCAUUUUUCAGAGGAUAUCAUCUUUUCCAAGAAAUACAACAAUGAGGUUGAUGUCGUGGCCUCCAGAAUGUUCCUGGUGGCCAAGACAAUGGAAACCAAGAGGGAAGAACUUUAUGACCUCCUGGAAACCCUGAGGAAGCUUUCUCUCACCUCCAAGGUGAAAUUCAUCGUUUUCAAUCCAUCAUUUGUGUACAUGGAUCGUUAUGCCUCUUCAGUGGGAGCCCCCUUACAAAACUCCUGCAUUAGUGCUUUAUUUCUGCUCUUCUUCUCUGCAUUCCUGGUGGCAGACUCUCUGAUCAAUGUAUGGCUCACUCUAACUGUUGCCUCGGUUGAGUUCGGAGUUAUAGGUUUUAUGACCUUGUGGAAAGUGGAACUAGAUUGUAUUUCUGUGUUGUGCUUGAUUUACGGAAUUAAUUAUACAAUUGACAACUGUGCUCCACUGUUAUCAACCUUUGUCCUGGGCAAAGAGUUCACAAGAACUAAAUGGGUGAAAAAUGCCCUGGAAGUGCAUGGGGUAGCUAUUUUGCAGAGCUACCUCUGCUAUAUUGUUGGUCUGAUUCCUCUUGCAGCUGUGCCUUCAAAUCUGACCCGUACACUGUUCAGGUGCUUGUUUUUAAUAGCAUUAGUCACCUUCUUUCACUGCUUUGCCAUUUUACCUGUGAUAUUGACUUUUCUGCCACCGUCCAAGAAGAAGAGGAAAGAGAAGAAGAAUCCUGAAAACCGUGAGGAAAUAGAGUGUGUUGAAAUGGUGGAUAUGGAUAGCACUCGAGUGGUUGACCAAAUUACAACAGUCUAACUUGUUUGUUUGUUGCUUUUUUACAGUAGGUCUUACUGAGAAAAAAAUAAACCAGUACUGACUCAGUAUCUGGGGAGAGGAAGGGGUUUGGAGGUUUCUCCUCCCCCCUCUUAAGCUAAAUCCAGGAAUAUUCAAAACGAUGGGAGAAAUUUAAAAAGAAAAUAAAAGAGCCAGGGGAUUGCAACUUGAUCAGCUCCUGUAACAGGUAUUACGAGAGAAUUUGCACACCUGUGCAAAGAGGGGAUGCAUUUCAGACACGUGAAGUAAAAUCUAAUGAGAGAGGUUGGGUUCCUAAGCAGCCUUCUGCAUUGCCUGUGCUGCAGAUACUGCAAUUAUUGUUGCUAAACCCCAUCAGAUUGAAAGGUCAGCUGUCAAGGAUGAAGUAGCACUAAGUAUUCGCUGGAUGUAAAGGCUUUACAAACUUUCUGCAAAGCAAUAACUCAAGUCAGUGAGUUCACUCUUAUAGGUCUUAGCCAUCAUGUUUAAUUUUUCUUUUCUCCCCUAAUCUAAACAUUUAUGCAAGACUGUAUAACAGAUAGCAAACUGUACUGAGAAAGAAGGCAGUACACAGCAACCAAACACUUUCCAAACACUUUUAUGCUAUAAAUCACUUUUUUUUUUCUAAAAAUAUCCUUAUUUUAGAAUGUAAAUCAUCCUGCGUAACAUUUUUAAUCAUGGUUUUAUAGCUGUUUCUUUUUCUUAUAAAAAAAAAGAACAAAAAAAAAAAAGAAAAGAACAGAAAAUCCCAGUGAUUCUGUCACUGUAGAAACCAUGUAAUUCUGUUUUAUAAAUGUCUCGCUACUAGCUAAACACGUAACCUGCUUUACCAACAGUAACCUUGUUAGCACUCUACUAACACGUGCGAGCGGAUCUAGCAGCAGACAGAAGAUGGUGUACUGGAUAUUUCAGCACCCAAAUCCAUGAUGCAAACCUCAUGUACCAAAAUGGCGUCAAGAAAGUGAAUGUUAGGGCUCUUUUGGUGAGAGCCUAUUUCAGGCCAUUCACUAGUAAUGCACACUAAGAGGAUUAGUGGGUAGUUUUAUGUAACGUGUAAUUUAAUCCCUCCAUCUUCCUGGAGUACCAGUAAAGCAAUAGACCUGACAGCUACGUGCUCUUCCAAGAGACAGCAGACCCUGAGAGUUGUACAUAGCAAACUGAAGUUCAAUAGUAGCAAGUUGAACAACGUCCCCAAAGAGCCCAUAUCAAAGCGGCCUAUUGGAAACAUCGCAUCCGAGAGAAAAAAGAAAAGAAAAAAAAAGGAAGUACCUUAAAAAGAUUACGUUACUGAGUCUUUUUGGAGCUGUGAGUUCUAAAUAAUUCCAUCAGCAUCUCUGAUGUGGAGUAAUACAGAUAACAAAGCAUUUCUUCCCACCCUGCACCCCUCCACCCCUCAGAAUUACAUCAUUAUUACUCAAUGGUUUGUUACUGGGUUGGGAUACAUGAGCCAAUUGUCUGGGUUUUGCUGGGAGUGCUCCAGCUAUAAAUGGCCUGCAAAAAAACCGUCUGUGGGAAGCUGGCAUGUGUGUCAGGCAAUCUCAUGAAUGUACGGACCCAAGAGUGCUGGACAAGUUUUCAGCAGCUGGCGUGGUGCGUGCCAGUGCCCGGAGGUCGUUGGGUCCUGCAGGAGCCCUGGGGCUCGGCUGCAGGGCACCAGCACUGCGCAGACUUAGCGGAGCUCUGGCUACAGCCUGGGGGUGCUGCUUUGUGUGAAGCAGCUCUAUAGCAUCAAGUCCCAGCCACCCCCAGCUGCCCUGUGCAAAACGCACUAAGGCCACGUUGUGAAUGUUAAAUUUCAAGCAAACAGAUACUUCUAGAGCUUCCUCCCUCACAGAUGAGCAGAUAUUUUGCCCUCCCUGAAGCAAGCUGUUGCGUUCUGAGUAGCAAAACAAGUUGGCAUUGCAGCUGGCAGCAUUUGCCUUCCCCUGCAUAACUCCUCUCUGACCAGAAGGGAAGGAAGCAGUGUCCAGGAAUGCACAGGCUCUUUGCUUCAACGAGCACCAUUUGCUGCAGUAGCAGCUGGAAAGCAGUAACGACUUCAGCCUUGGCAGAAGUCAGACAGGCAGACAACUCAGAGACAGUCAAAUGAAUGCGAGGUGAAGGGAGAGGCCUUUUUCCCCUCUUUAGACUCAGGUGUGGGGCUAUGUUUUCCACCCAGAAAUCAUUCCUCCCAUGUACUUCCACUGUAAAAUUUUUGUGGCAGUCGUUAUGUCAUUUCAAUUACAAUUUCCCUAUGUUCUGACUGUUCAACAGGCAACUGCAGUGGCUUUUAAAAUUCAGAUGGCAUUAACUCAGUUGAGAGCUACAGAGGAAUUGCAAACCGUUUCUGACAGCAGCAAUCUACUGGCUUGUGGGACUCCUGGAAACGGGAGACGUGUGAAAGAGUUGGUUUGUACAUGGUAGAGAGGAAUACAUGGCAAACACCGAUUUGACACCUCUGCUACCCCUGAUGCUAUCACUUGCAAACACAGGAUGCAGGAUGGCUUCCAUAAGCCUCUCACGUCUAAUUGAAAUGCAUAGAUAGGAGAGUCUUUAAAGAGAUAUCCAAUGACAAGCUUGUACUUUCACAGUUCUCAUUAAAGCUCAGCAUGCAAGGCCUUCAGAGAUCUUCAAGGAAAGUGAUAAAACCUGUGAAAAAAUUGCCUUUCUGUCUUCAGAUCUGCUGGGGAAAGUAUAUGGAGGCAGCGCUGUGGCUAAGUGCCACAGUAUGCGCUUGGGCAUCCACAGGGUGAGUGUCAGGAAGACCACAUCUUUGCCCUGAGAGAGAGCUAAUGAUAUUGAAGUUAUUUCUGAGGGAUAUUUGCCCAACCCAUUAUAAAAAUCUGUUUAAAGGCAGAUUCCUCCCCCACCAGGUCUUCUCAGCACCGUGUUACCCACCAGUUAUUCGUAGUGGCUGCUCACAACUGGGAUGGGGAAGAGGAUCCAUGCCCCUCUCUGCACAGAGAAAUCCAUGUCAGGUGAGAGGCUGUUUCUGAAGCCUCACUGCCCUCUAGAAACCCAAAGCAGAGUCAAAACCAACUUACAUACCUGUCUCACCAUGUUUCACCUCAAGUUGACCUUCCAUUCCCCACUUGUAGGCUUGGUGAUCUGAAGUCAUGAAAGUGCUUAGGGUGUUCUUGGCCAAAGUCUAUGAGAUUCCUGCCUGAAUCCUGAUGUUUCUGAGAGACACCAAAUGUUCCUUCUCUACGUGUAGCCUGAAUACCUCAGCAUGAACCCGAAACAGCAUGUUCUCAAGGUCUCAAACUAUGCUAAUCCACUUUGGCCUUCCUUCCCGUAGGCUUUUUCCUCUGGAGCAGUUAUCUCCACCAAAGUCAAUUGGUAUGUGCCGCAUCCAUUGAUAUAGGUGCAGGUAUUGUGCUCUGUUCUCAGUCCAAAGCACUCCAAAUGGCAAACUGUGCAUCAGCUUUUACCCUCACUGGUGAGCCUCCAUUUGGAAGACUACCUAGGUUUAAGCAGUUUUUGUCACCCUCUUAAGAGGCUUUCUAGCCCAGGUUUCACUGUGGUUUUGUUUACAAUAGAGAUGACCCAAUUUUUGUAUACAUUCAGCGAGUAACAGUAUUUAUUAUACACUGCCAGGCACUGACUAAAAUUUAACAGCAAAAAAUUCGACUAUGGCAAAAGAGAAUAUAUAGGACUGUGGCUCACUGAGAGUGUUUAUCUUCCACAAACAUUAAAAUUUCCAUACAGUGAGGUAUGGGGUACAGUAUAUUUUUACUACAGGAUAAAACGUGGGGAAAAAGAACCAACUUAAGUGCAUAUGUCCACUGAGACCACUCCAGUUUUCUUGUAAGAUAUUUUCUAAUGUUGGCUUAGUAGAAGCCCAUUUUCAAUUUACAAGUUCCCUAACUGGAAGAAAAAAAUGACGAGAGAAAAGUUGGUAUAGCUGGAAUAAUUUCACCAUAAAAAUUAAGUGAUGAAGCCAGACUUUUCUGCCCAAAGCUUUAAGUGAAAUUGUUCCACUUAGAUUGAAAUUGGAGCUGUGAAGGCUGAGAAAAACCUGCCUAGCAAAGAAAAGGAACUUCUUUUCCAAAGGCAAGCAAAUGCAUUUAGCUUGGACAACUGCGUGAACCCGGAGGGAAAACAACACCAGAGUGGCUUGAGGUUGCAUUGAGCCAUGUGAGGAUUCGCGUCUGCUCUCAGAAGCUUUCUGAGCCAGCGCUGCAUUCAGGUAACAUGUGUACUGUAAAUUGAAAGGUGUGCUUUUAAAGGCUUUUCUCUGGGCUAGCUGUCCUCCGGCAAGCCACCAAAUCCCACCGCAGCCAACACCUCGUUUAUUUUUAUUAACCGAGGAAACAAAACAGAAUAGCAGCACAACUGAGAAAAUUCAGGAGAGAGAGAAAGAAGUCGUGAUUUCUCUUUUAAACAGGGAGAAAGUCAGAAAGAGCUCUUUGGCACGUGAUUUUGCAGGGGGGAAACUUUGAAAAGCAAAUGGGUGGGUUUUUUUUUCCUGCUGCAUAGCUUUGGAAAUAGAGCAUUCUGGGUGGAGGAGCUGGCUUUAGGUUUGCCGUGUACCUGGAGCUACUGCAAUUACCCAGGCGGGGACAGGAGCCGUAGGCAGGAUGGGAGCACAGGAAGGAAAGAGGACACGCAUUAGGUCAGAGCCAGAGCAUGGGCACUGAGUGCAUGUCACAGCCCUGCCCGGCACCACACACAGGGUGCAUGUAGCCCAGAGCCUGUGCAUAGAGCAAGCUCCUGGAGUGCCUGACACCUCUGCAGCACCUCUAUUUUCUGCAUCUAGAAGACCCGGAACAGAAAGGGUUACCCAAAGCCUUUUCCUCCCCUACAUAUACAUGGAUAUUAAAACCCCAACUCAUACGAACCAAGUUGUACAAUUUGGGCCACAUACAUGGGGGUGAAGUAUAUCUUCCUGCAUCUCCAAUGAGAAGGAGAUGCAUGUGGGCAGCAUUCUCCUCUUACAGCUGGGCACCCCACCAUCUCCACAGGGUACCCCAGGACCCCAGGGCAGGCACAGGGGGAACGUUACUCCCCCUCUGCCUAUCCCCAGUCUUGUUAGAGAAUGGGGAGAUUUAGUUCCAAACUUUGGCAGGGAUGGGCAUCUGUGAAUCCCAUCCUCUGCCAGGAAAGUGCAAGAGAAAAAUCUGGGGGUUCUUUUUUUUAAGACAUGGCAAAGGCUUGGUCCCAGAAGGGGAUCUGGAAUGUGUUCCUGCUCAGCAUGCACAGGUUGGGGCAGUGGUUUCUGCAGAGGUGGCCCCUAUGCAGCUCCCUGCCUGGGGGAUAGCAGCUCAGCAUCUCCUGGGGCAGCCACUGGUAUUCUGCAGGUCAUCACUAUUCCAGUUCUGGGGGGGGAAAAAUAAAAUUAAAAAAAAAAGGAAAGUCAGUAUAAAUAAUUCUAGGUUAUAUAAGCUCCAAGAAGUCUUAAUCUGUGUGUCACAUAAAUGGCUUGCAAGAUGUCAGGGGUUUUCAUUUGGGCUUUUUUAACCUAUUUUUACUAUUUUUGUAUUAAUUUAGGGGGAAAAGAUUGUAUAAUGAAUCUCAAUGUACAGCAUAAGCCUAAAAUAAAAUGGCUGUCUCUCUCUUUGCUUCCUGUGCUCCCCAAGUGCUGCAGAAGCCCUUGCCAUUGCCCAACCCAGCACAGCAAUUUGCCCUGUCUAAGCAGCCAGGCAGCGUCCUCUCCAGCUGCCACCAGAGAGGGACGCUGGAGCAGUUUGGGGCACGUGCUCUCUGCUCACACAGGAGCUAGUCUUAUCACUUGCUGGUGGUGGUGGGACUUCCCAACACUUCAGCAUCCGCAAAGCUAGGAAACUCCAUCAUUAUCACAGCGCAUCUCUCUCUCUCUGUGGUUGCUGCCCCAGGAUCUUCCCAUCCCUGCAGUCCAUCACCCUUCCCUAUUUCACCUUGCUCCAGGGUUUCCCCCAGCAGACCUACUCAGGCCAACUGCUGCGCUGGAGCAGCACGGCACUGAGCCAAGUGACAAGGGUAAGAGGCACAGCUGCUCUGUUGCAGCUGGUUGCAGUAAUGAGAUAAGAAUCACUUCCCUCUCAAGGGCGAGGGAGCCAGACCCAGGCCUGAAUCACUGCAGACAGCAGCAGGACUGGGAGCAGGCUGUGGGCAGUCAUAGCACUUGCCAAGGCUUUCAGCCACUUUGGUUUGAUGGGGAGUUUGAGUGCUCCUCAAAGGUGGCUUCUAUCACCCACACUCCUGACCUAGUCAUAGAAUCAUAGAAUGGCUUGGGUUGGAAGGGACCUCAAGGAUCAUCAGGUUCCAACCCCCCUGCCACAGGCAGGGCUGCCAGCCACUACAGCAAGUACUAGAUCAGAUUGCCCAGGGCCCCAUCCAACCGGGCCUUGAACACCUCCAGGGACAGGGCAUCCACAACCUCUCUGGGCAGCCUGUGCCAGCACCUCACCACUCUCCUGGUAAAGAACUUCCCCCUGACAGCUAAUCUAGAUCUCCCCUCUUUUACUUUAAACCCAUUCCCCCUUGUCCUAUCACUAUCUACCCAUGUAAAAGUUGGUUUCCCUCAUCUUGAUAAACUCCCUUGAAACACUGAAAGGCUGCAAUGAGGUCUCCCUGCAGCCUUCUCUUUUCCAGGCUGAGCAAGCCCAGCUCCUUCAGCCUGUCUCCACAGGAUGGGUGCUCCAGCCCUAAGUCCCUGUCACCUGUUCAUUCUCACAUCACCAGAACACUUUAAUUCCAAACUGGCACAUUUCAUUAUUUGUACAACUACUUUGCACACACAUACUGUGCAGGAUUAGGGACUCCAAACAGUGCAGUGUGCUCACAUUUACACUGAUCCCUUCAAAUAUCACUUAAAUGUGCAUAGGUUAAACAAAAUAUAGAAUUUGUUAAGGGGAGCUGGUUUUGAUAUGCUGAUUUCUUUUUACUGGCACAGAGCAACUGAAAUAUAUGCUAAGCACCGAGCUAGAAAGAGUAGAACAUGGUGUCUAUCAGGUCAUCGCUGGUUAAAGACCCCGGUAGCCGAAGGGCCAGAGUGUGUAGAAUGUUCUAUUCUGAUUCUCCUCUGCCACGUUCAGUUCCCCUGAAUACAGCCUGUCCGGGGAACAGACAUACUUCUGAGCAAGACUGCCACUUGUGUUCCUAGAAAUCACCACGCUGAGCGGGUGAAGUUUGCUGGAAACAAGAUUUUGAAUGUACAUAAACAAAGUGAUGCCAACACAAUGUGCAAAAAAAUAUGCCUUUGCAUACAUAUCAUAAUUAGCAAUCUGUUCACUGAUUCUGCAAGGAAAAAUGAUUUUGUCUUUGUUAGCUAUAAUCAGGAAAUGAUAUGUCCCACUAAUACAUACAUAGUGCAGACACCCCCAUACCAAUUAUGUAUUUUAUAUACACACAACUCAAGAUGGCUCUGUGAAAAAAAGAGGAGGAAAAUACAACCCUAAAACAUAGUCGAAAUCUGGUAGGAAGAAUGGCCUAGCUGUCCUGGAAUUAGGAACGUAUCAGCAUGGGUGGAGCAAGAGAGAAGUUAUGGAGGAGCAUAGGAACAUGGAAGGGAGCUGCAGAAAUGCAGAAGUGUUAAGAAAAGGAAAUCGUUGGGUAUUACUGUGCCAGGCGGAUGGGAGAGAAAUGACACAAAAACUUCUGAGCUGCAAAGAGAGGGAAGGUCUGAAGGAGAAGAUAGCAAAAUUAUGAGGGCAUGAAAGAUUUGCAGCUGUAAUUUAUACCAGGGCUGCCUAACAAUAGAUAGGGUCUGUUCGCAUAAGGAAAAUGAAGAUUCACCACUGCCUAAUUCUAUGAAUUCAAAUACAGACUCAUUGCUUCAGCAUAAAAGGUGGAUAUCAUUUGUAAUGGAGGCUGGAGCCCAGAGCUGGAGACUUUUGCGUGAUAUAUACGCAGUAUCACACAGAAAAAAGAGAUCAGUCAGAUGCACUCUGGCUCAUAACUUACUGCAAAUAACAAAUGGUCCCUCCAUCUCUUUGAACAGAAUUCUUACUCAGAGAAAAGCAGCUGGCUUUUAAUGUAUCUGAAACAGACAUACCUCCCUGAUAAAAUACUCAUCUGUCUGAGGGAUUUUUUUCUUCUCCUGACAAUGCAAUCGAUUUUCCUUCUGGACAAAAGGAGCCCUCAUGCACAUCACCUGCGGUAGGAAGUGGGAAAUACCAGCUCUCCUAAGGUGACCGCCAAGUCAAGAACAUCUGCAAUUGAAUUUCCCUCUUUUCUUUCCUGGGCAAAGCUGACCUGGGUUUGCCUAUUCUCAGCCCUGCGUAAAUCACCGCACUGCACCGAGGGGCUGCCAGGAGGUACGAUUUCAGGAUGUUCCCAUUGGUCAGACCCACUAAUGGGAAGCACUUCUGCCCAUGGUUAAGACCUUACUGGAAGGGUUGCUACAGAAGCUAUGACAGGAAAGCCGAAAGUGUUUUUGCUGCGCUGACUUUUCUCUGAUAUAUGGGAGUGAUGUGACGUAUAUUACUCGAUCUGAAAAGGAGAAACAUUCAAAGUCCAUUGUCAGAACACCAUAGUGUAUUUAAUAUCUCCUUCUGUGUGGAUGUUAUCCAGCAGAUUUAUAAUACAGACCCUGCAGAAGUGGGGAGAGUAAAGAGAGAGGCAGAGAGAGAAAAAUACCUCUCGGACGACUCAUUUGGCACUCUCCAAAUCUCUCUCUAUCAAAGGAACGGUUAUUGCCUCACAGUCAGGGGUGACACCAAGCCUGAAGAAUCUCAUUUACAAGGAAAGGUUAAAAGAAUUGGGCUUAGAAAUGGGAAGUUUGGAGUUGACUUAUGUGUCUUCAGAAUUGCAGAAAGGAUUGCUAACAUCUGUGAGUUCCUUUUCUUUUCCCAGCAUGUGCUUCAAAAGCCAGCAUCUCAGAAUACAGAAUAUUUGAAGUGAGAAGCAAAUAAUAAAUUUAUGGAGAAGGCUUCACAGGUAGAACUGACAAAUAUAUAUUGGAGAUUGGAGACAAAAAUUGGACCCAGAUCAGAGAUACCUAAAUUUACUGUAGAGAACUCCAUAAAAACCUGCAUGGAAAAACUCUCAGAUGUACUCACAGGCCUGAAGAACUAACUCUUCAGGUGGUCUGUUCCAGCACCUGGCUGAACACAAGGUAAGAGUUUUAAAUUACUGACACCUGCAACAACAGAGCUUUAAACUCUGGAGCCUGAGUAAGGGAGAAAUUGUUUAAAAAUGAUGAGACAUAAAUGUAAUGGCAAACUCUUGGUGUAUAUCAGCAUCUCUCCGUGGACUUCAGAGGUCUAAUAUCACUGGGUUAAAGCAUGGCCGGUCAUUCUCCAGGUGACUGUUUCCCUCUUCCUGUACCAGCCAAAGGCUGAGUCUCGCAUUGCCAGUCCUCUUCCGAAGGCAAACAGCCUCUCUGACACUGCCCAGGUACCAGCGUACAUGGGGCAUGGAGCCAAGGCUGGACCAGCACAGCCUUAAUGAGGAGCACCCCAUGCCUGAGCCGCUGCUGGGCAUAGCCUUAUUACUCCGUCAUCAGAGAGGCAUGCAUUCAUAUUUCUACUGCUCUUUAAAGGCUUAUAAGACAAAUUGGCCUCUGUGGUACUCUGUAGAUGUGCUAAAGACAUGGACGUGCUAUGGAUGCUAUCCAGGCCUACUUACACUUGUGCUUUUCCAGUGCUUGGUAACCUUUGGCUUCAUGCCAUGCAGCCCAUCUGAGAUUCAUACUGCAGGUUUUACUGGGAUAACUGUUUUUGUUUAGAUCAAACCAGUCUCUGUAUACAUGGAUUGUUUCAUUUGUCCCGUAAUGUUUUUCACACCUGCCAUCUCUGUCCUCUGUUAGCGCAUUAGGAAAUAAAGGUGGCAACAGCAGGAAAAAGAAUAAGUAAAAGUCCAGGUAGAAGCCUCAUUAUUUUUCCUAAGUGGCAGCUGAUUUUGUAAGGCUCCAUUACCAGUAAUUUUGUGAGGUUCCAUUUCCACUAUCCAAUUUUCAAAAGAUUCUUCAUACUCUGUUCCUAUGCCAGGAAACCUCUGGGUUUUCAGUAUACUGAUACAGCAGAGUAUAACAGCCAGCUCCAAAACACAUUGCCCAGCAGGUAAAAAUAAAACAUCAGAAACAAGAGGAGAGGACAGAACUGCUGUUCCUCAGAUUUUCAGCAUAAAAUAUGGGCAUUUCUUAAAAAAAAAAAAAAAAAAAAAAAAAAAUCACAUUUUUGCCUUUGUUCUGAUGAGAAAAUCCUACUGAGUAACAAACUUAGAGAAUCAUAGAAUCACAGAAUGGUUUGGGUUGGAAGGGACCUCAAAGCCCACCCAUCCCAACCCCUGCUGUGAGCAUGGUUGCCAACCAUUAGAUCAGACUGCCCAGGGCCCCAUCCAACCUGGCCUUGAAUGCCUCCAGGGAUGGGGCACCACAGCUUCUCUGGGCAGCUGUGCCAGGGCCUCACUGCCCUCUGAGUUAAGAAUUUCUGCCUAACAUCUAACCGAAAUCUCCCCUCUUUUAGUUUAAAGCCAAUCUGCUUGUCCUAUCGCUAUCAGACCACAUAAAAAGUCGAAACUUGAGGCAUAUAAAAUCAUUUACAAAAAUUCUGUCCAAAUUAGGCAGUAUUAUUGACCAUUCUUCAGGAGCCAUAAUGAAUGAGAGGCUGCUGUGCAGGAGGGGAGCUGUGGAAGCUGAAAUGAGAAAAGAUUUGUCUUUUUUCGAGUAUAUUAUAAAGUCUCAGACCCAGCUAACAGCAGUGUGCCCAGCACCAGAGCAGUGCAGCGUCUGUGUUUGGAUACAAUUGUUCUAUGAAACAACAAAUUGGUAAAUAGUUCCCCAGUAAGGAAGGCACCCACCAAGCUGAUUUCAAAAUGCUGCUGAAAGAAGAGAAGGUCUUGAGGUCUGAUUCCUCCAGCUGGAGAAAAUAGGGCAGAUGAGCUGUGAAUGAGCAGCACUGAUGAGAAAGGCAAUAACAACUGCAAACAGCAGCAAACCUGGUAGGCGUGAGGAAACACAGACUUGAAUGCAGACUGCUAAAUGUUACAAAAAAUACCCUGAUCCAGGAAAAAAUAGGGAAAGAUCAUCAAAGCCUGAGUCCUCUCUACAGAUAUUAACUCUUUGUUACACCUCGCUCAGCAGUUCCCUCAUGCUUACACACCAUUCCAAUCUAUAACUGAUUCUUUAGACAUAGUUCCCAUUGAUAUGCAUUACAUCAGCUAACAAACAAAUAAAGUGUACUUAGGUGGCCAAUCAGAGAUAGUAAAUCGCAGGGUCAUCCUUCACAGCUACUGCUUUUACUAAAACAUAUAGGAAAUAAAUAUAUUUCACAAAAUAGCAGGAAAGUCUACACAGAAUUCAAGUCUACCUGAAUACAACAAUUUGCUUCAAAUUGGUCAAUGAGAAGUUAGACAUUAUUUCCAGCUAAUACUUUUUUAAGCUUAAAAUGUAAAGGUGAAGUUUUUCCAUUCAUGCCUUCUGAAGAGAAUUAGAGAGAAUGAAUGUGAAAAACGUCAUGGAGUGCAAGCAAGCAAAUAGUGACCUGAGUGUGUCUGUAAAGCCUUGGCAGUUGACCUUCAUUGGGUGAAGAUGGUAAGUGGUUUGGAGAACCAGCACUUCAUGGAAGGGUUGAGUAUAUUUUCACCCCUAACAAAAUAUGAACCAGCUCUUCAGGGUAAAAAUUGAUCAUACAAGUCCAUUUGCCUGCUCUCAGUGAACAUGAAAAAACUCUUGUUCCUGACUGAACCCACAUUUUCUGCUGACUUUGAUUACAGAUAUACUCCUACUAACCGCUAAGAGGAAGGAAAUCCAAAAUAAGACUGCUCCAAAGCUUUAACUCUUUUUCUUUUCUCAAGAACCUAUCCCAACCCUCCUAUUAGCUUCUUCUUUUGCUGUGCCAGACCUCUCUGAUGAAAUUCCCCAGUUUCAGCCAAUUGGCUCAAGCGCUCCCCUAACGCACUCUUGCAAUUGUAAGCACUCAGGGGUUCCACUAAAAGGGUGGCUGGAUGCAGCUUCAGGACUAAGCGUAUCCUGAGUUAUAGAAUUAUGCACCAACAGCUAAAAAGGACACAACGACAAGGUGAACUAUUGUGACACACACUGUGUAAUGUCAUACAAUCAAAUGCAAAGUUUAGUAAACAUGAACCUCUUUGUCAUUUUGUAUUUAUUUAUACAGGUUUAAAAAGAAAAAAAAAAUAAAGCACAUAUUUAAAAAUA
Molecule: messenger RNA, 14875 nt
Organism: Gallus gallus (chicken)
Lineage: Eukaryota; Metazoa; Chordata; Aves; Galliformes; Phasianidae
Gene: PTCHD1
Product: patched domain containing 1
Exons: 3
Coding region: 76-2820 (914 amino acids)
Biological process (GO): cognition; chemical synaptic transmission
Cellular component (GO): synapse; plasma membrane
Source: RefSeq, a predicted model, not a curated record